AUGAUCAUCUUAAGAUCCUUCAAUCAAUUCACCGGAUUCAUUCCGGAUUCAUUUCAUGGCCUUCAGAGGCUGGAGAGUUUCUCCGCUGAAUCCAACUCUUUUGAAGGUCGAUUACCAAAUUCACUCUCAUCUUGCUCGAUGCUUAGGUUGUUCAAUCUGAGGAAUAAUUCUCUUGAUGGCAAUAUUGACCUUAAUUUCACUAGUUUGGUUCAUCUAGUUGUUCUCAAUCUCGGAUCUAAUCAUUUUUCUGGUCAUAUCCCGAAGAGUUUGUCUUCAUGCAGAGCUUUGGAGGUUCUAAACUUUGGUAGGAAUAAUCUCCAUGGAACAAUUCCCAAAAGUUUUAGGAACCUUCAAGCUCUCUCCUUCCUGUCAGUGUCAAAUAAUAGUCUUUCUGAUGUUUCAAUGGGAUUGCAAACACUACAGGAGUGUCAGAAUCUAACGGUCCUUGUCCUUACAAAGAACUUUUAUGGAGAAGAGUUGCCUAAUAACGGAAUUCAAGGAUUUCACGGCUUGCAAGCCUUGGUUAUAGACGUUUGUGCUCUCACUGGUUCGAUUCCCUCGUGGUUAGCGAAUAUCAAAGAGUUGAGUUUCCUAGAUUUGUCUUGGAAUCACUUGACUGGAGGCAUUCCAUUGUGUAUUGGGAGCCUGGAUUUUCUCUUUUACCUGGACCUGUCAAAUAAUUCACUCACUGGCGAGAUUCCUAUGAGCUUAACGAAACUAAAAAGCCUCAAUUCUGAUUCUCUUUCAAACAAUGGGUCUUCUUCACAUGGCAUGCCCUCGUUCUAUUGGCAAAAUGCACCACGUAAUCUGGUGUAUAAACAAUAUAUAAACUUCCCUCCAACAGUGGAUUUGAGCAAUAAUAUGAUGGACGGAACAAUCUGGAAGGAGAUUGGCAACUUGAGACUUCUUCAGGUGCUUGACCAGAGCAACAACAACUUCACAGGUUCUAUUCCUUAUGAAUUGUCAGGCCUUCGCAAUUUAGAGACAUUGGACUUGUCUUUCAAUGAUCUAUCAGGGACAAUACCUGCCUCCCUUGUCGACCUUACGUUUCUUUCUUCGUUCAAUGUUGCUCAUAACCACUUGCAGGGCCAAAUUCCCAUGGGAGGUCAGUUUUCAACCUUCCCGAGUUCGAGCUUUGAAGGGAAUGCUGGUCUCUGUGGUGAAUUUUACUUAGUUUGCAACUCCACUUCAAAGCCUCCAGAGGAGGAGGAAAAUGACAGAGAAGAAAGUUAUUUUGUUCUCGAAGUAUUGCCUCUUGCAAUGGGAUUCAUAUCUGGCCUUCUCCUGAUAGUAAUCCUCGUUAUUCUGCCGUUACUGAAACAGGGUUGA
This is a messenger RNA of Phoenix dactylifera (date palm), 1329 nucleotides long. The record is from RefSeq and is a predicted model, not a curated record. Lineage: Eukaryota; Viridiplantae; Streptophyta; Magnoliopsida; Arecales; Arecaceae.